This is a messenger RNA of Raphanus sativus (radish), 1924 nucleotides long. Its product is annotated as protease Do-like 10, mitochondrial. NCBI's taxonomy places the organism in Eukaryota, Viridiplantae, Streptophyta, Magnoliopsida, Brassicales, Brassicaceae. Gene Ontology annotation, biological process: proteolysis. The record is from RefSeq and is a predicted model, not a curated record. The transcript has 7 exons. Gene Ontology annotation, molecular function: serine-type endopeptidase activity; protein binding. The coding region runs from base 45 to 1805 and encodes 586 amino acids.
CAAAGAAAGAAGAGUAGAGUAUCGGACGAAAAAAAUAAUAAAAAAUGCAGCUCCGGUCAAUUCGCACCGUCGAGCACCUCCGCAGAAGAAUCUCCGCUUCUUCGGUCUCUGCGUACCUCACUUCUCCUUCCUUAUUAACCAGAGUAUCACCGACGGAGAGUGCUCUGCCUUCCCCUAUUUCUCGAUUCUACUACUCUAAUCCCCGAAAUGAGAAUCGACACACGACUGCAUCAUCGUCGCCGGUUUCUUCACGGUGGCUGAUAAGCAUAAGACAUAUGUCACGGCGGAGAAAGGCCGCGAAAGGUUCGGCGGCGGCGGCGGCGGCGGAGGCGAGUGCAGCGUAUUCAUCAGCGGUAGAUUUGGCGAUGGACUCGGUGGUGAAGAUAUUCACAGUGUCGACGAGUCCUAGUUACUUUCUUCCUUGGCAGAACAAGUCCCAGCGAGAAUCCAUGGGCUCUGGAUUCGUAAUAUCGGGAAGAAGGAUUAUAACAAACGCCCACGUGGUGGCUGAUCACUCCUUCGUGCUAGUGAGGAAGCAUGGUUCGCCUAUAAAGCACAGAGCCAAAGUUGAAGCAAUCGGACACGAGUGUGAUUUAGCAGUUUUGGUGAUUGAUGAUAGUGAAGUCUUUUGGGAAGGAAUGAACUCGUUGGAGCUAGGAGAUAUACCGCUUCUGAGGGAAGAAGUGUUUGUAGUUGGCUAUCCUCAAGGUGGUGACAACAUCUCUGUUACAAAAGGUGUUGUGUCUCGUGUUGAGCCCACCCAAUAUGUUCACGGUGCCACCCAGCUAAUGGCUAUACAAAUAGAUGCUGCUAUCAACCCUGGAAACAGCGGUGGCCCAGCAAUCAUGGGGAACAGAGUAGCCGGCGUUGCUUUUCAAAAUCUUGCUGGUGGUGAGAACAUAGGUUAUAUCAUUCCAACACCUGUAAUCAAGCAUUUCAUAAACGGUGUUGAAGAAUCUGGUAAAUACACUGGUUUCUGCUCAAUGGGUGUAUCAUGCCAGCCUAUGGAGAAUGCUCAGAUCCGUAGUAUCUAUCAGAUGAGCUCUGAAAUGACAGGGGUUCUUAUAAGCAAGAUAAACCCUCUCUCCGAUGCUCAUAGAAUUUUGAAGAAGGAAGAUGUUAUCCUCGCUUUUGAUGGUGUUCCCAUAGGGAAUGAUGGCACUGUUCCUCUCCGGAAGAAGGAGCGGAUCACUUUUGAUCAUAUGGUAUCUAUGAAGAAACCAGAUGAAACAGCUCUGGUUAAAGUCUUGAGGGAAGGAAAAGAACAUGAGUUUAGCAUCACUCUAAGACCUCUGCAACCGCUGGUUCCAGUGCAUCAGUUCGACCAGCUUCCAAGUUAUUAUAUAUUUGCGGGAUUUGUAUUCGUGCCUCUCACUCAGCCUUACCUUCAUGAAUAUGGAGAAGACUGGUACAACACUUGUCCCCGCAGAUUGUGCGAGCGUGCGUUAAAAGAUUUACCUGAAAAAUCCAAUCAAGAACUUGUCAUUAUCUCUCAGGUGUUAAUGGAUGAUAUCAACACAGGAUUUGAGCGUCUUGCAGAGCUGCAAGUGAAGAAAGUGAAUGGAGUGGAAGUGGAUAAUCUGAGACAUUUAUGCCAGCUCAUAGAGAACUGUGACACAGAAAAUCUUAAAUUGGAUUUAGACGAUGGGAGAGUACUCGCCUUGAAGUACCAAGACGCAAGAUUAGCCACUUCCCUGAUUUUGAAACGCCACAGAAUAGCGUCUGCCAUGUCCAGCGAUCUACUGAUUGAACAAAAUAAUACAGCGAGUGAGUUGGCUGCUCCUUUUUCUACUGCGGUUGUUUGAGCCAAAACGCCAAUCGCAUGUUGUAUGUACACUUUCACAUUCAUUCAUAUUUUCAGACCACAUUGUUGUAGUGUUCGUAAACAUCUUAGGAUUUUAAAAUCGGAUUUUUUUUGUUUGCA